AUGUGGUCUUUCUUAGUGCUUCACAAUACUACUCGAAUGGCCAUUUUGCCUCACCACAACCCAACUCUUAGGCCCCUAUACCAUUCUCGAAUGAGCCACCGUAUUUUACUCCAAACCAGCAUAUAUUGCUCCACCACCACAACCCCCGCCAAGCCACGCGGUGAUCAAAUCAUGGUAAAUCAACCGUCGGCUCUAGGUCAAAAUGUGGCCACUGUUAGUACUCGUCCCGUUCUUAAUGACCCAACUUUGCAAUCAACAUGGACCCACCGUGUUUGGGUGGCAAGUGGCUGCACCACCGUGCUGAUUUCUCUAGCAAAAUCCAUAACCACUGCCAUCGAUUCACAUAUAUUGAUUGAACCCAUUUUAGCAGGCUUCAUUGGCUAUGUACUCGCAGAUCUUGGCUCCGGAAUAUACCACUGGGGCAUCGAUAAUUACGGCGAUUCCAGAACCCCAUUUUUUGGUAAUCAAAUAGAAGCAUUUCAAGGUCAUCACAAAUGGCCAUGGACAAUAACCAGACGCCAAUUUGCUAACAAUUUACACGCACUAGCACGUGCAGUAACUUUCACAGUGCUUCCAUUUGACCUAAUCUGCAACGAUAAUGCAGUUCUGUUUGGAUUUGUUGGUGUGUGUUCAGGUUGCAUUAUGUUUAGCCAGCAGUUUCAUGCAUGGGCUCAUUCUACAAAGAGCAAGCUUCCGGCGGCGGUGGUGGCGCUGCAAGAUGCCGGAAUACUCGUGUCUCGGUCGCAGCAUGCGGCGCACCACCGCCCGCCGUAUAACAAUAAUUACUGCAUAGUGAGCGGAGUUUGGAAUGAAUUUUUGGAUAAUUCUAAGUUUUUUGAGGCACUGGAGAUGUUAUUUUUCUUUAAGCUUGGAGUGAGGCCACGUUCUUGGACUGAACCAAACUCAGAAUGGACUGAAGAAACUGAAAGUGCGCACCUCUAA
This is a messenger RNA of Fraxinus pennsylvanica, 942 nucleotides long. The record is from the annotation of a GenBank genome assembly. NCBI's taxonomy places the organism in Eukaryota, Viridiplantae, Streptophyta, Magnoliopsida, Lamiales, Oleaceae.